AUGAACUACGUUUCUAAGAAGCGCUUCUUUGUGCUCACCGGCGAGUCUCUCCUGUACCACCACGACCACAAGAACCUGGACGACCCGCUCAACUCCAAGGAGAUCAUCCUCGACGAGAAUAGCGUCAUCUCCUUUUCCAACGAGCCAAGCUUGGGCUUCGCCAUCGAGCUCAUCGCCGACGGCAAGCUCAAGGGUUCGACACGAGGCUACCUGAUGAAGCUCCGGGCGGGCACACCGACGCCCGCGAGCGCUCCGAUGCACCAGGCCCCUCUCGGUGCUGCGGUGACUAGCGGUGACUUCAACCACGUUCCCCAGCACCAUGUCCCGGACGUGAAUGUAAAUAGAACCCGAUAG
This is a messenger RNA of Ectocarpus siliculosus, 354 nucleotides long. Lineage: Eukaryota; Phaeophyceae; Ectocarpales; Ectocarpaceae. The record is from the annotation of a GenBank genome assembly.